This is a messenger RNA of Entrophospora sp. SA101, 267 nucleotides long. NCBI's taxonomy places the organism in Eukaryota, Fungi, Glomeromycota, Glomeromycetes, Entrophosporales, Entrophosporaceae. The record is from the annotation of a GenBank genome assembly.
AUGGUACUAAAAAUUCCAUAUAGUACUGUACUGACUACAGCCAUAGUUACAUCAUGUAAAAAUGGUGCAACAGGGACUUGGAUUGGAGAUGACAGAGAAAAAUGGCAAAUGGAAAUUUCAGGGCCACCCAGUACUCCUACAACUUGCCAUACUGUCAGUGACAUGAAAAAGUCUAUACAAAUUGAUAUAUUGAAUUUGGUGGGCAUCCUAAGUAACCAUCUUGAUCUUGAUGUGAAAAUUGCAAAAGAAGUUAAAGUGUUCAGCUAG